AUGGAAGCAUUCAACAUCAAAGAAGAGAAACAAAGCACAAUAUCAACAUACAGUAUUUUCACCGGCAUUGCCAGAACGCUUCGUCUUCUCGAGUUAUGCUUAGUUCUCUUCUUUCUCUUUUGGAUCCUCAACCGUCUCCCUUUCGCUCUCCGUAUCUCCGCCGACUUCCUCCGGAGUCCUCUCUUCAUCUUCGCUUUAUCAAACGCCAUCAUCGUUGCACUCCUCGCUCAGUCUGACCUCCGCUUCUCGUCUUCCUCCGCCGCUGAUUCUGAAUUUCCAGUAGAGGAGCGGUUAGAGUGCCAGGACAAGCAGAGUUGUGAGACCUGUGUGGAAGAUGUAGAUUCAUGCGCAGUAACCGUAACAGAUUCUGGUAAUAAAGUUUACUGCCGGAGUGAGUCUUUGCCGGAGAUUAUGAACGGAGAGGAAAAGAAUGAGAAAUUACAGCGAUCGGAAACGGAGAUUAAGGUGCGGGAAAUUUUGUAUCCGCAGGAUAUGCUGAGCAAUGAGGAGUUUCAGCGUGCGAUAGAAGCUUUCAUUGCAAAGCAAAUGAGGUUUCUAAGAGAGGAAUCAUGUUAA
Messenger RNA from Lathyrus oleraceus (garden pea), 576 nucleotides. RefSeq lists its product as uncharacterized. The record is from RefSeq and is a predicted model, not a curated record. The coding region runs from base 1 to 576 and encodes 191 amino acids. The transcript has a single exon. NCBI's taxonomy places the organism in Eukaryota, Viridiplantae, Streptophyta, Magnoliopsida, Fabales, Fabaceae.